Molecule: messenger RNA, 2517 nt
Organism: Cladophialophora psammophila CBS 110553
Lineage: Eukaryota; Fungi; Ascomycota; Eurotiomycetes; Chaetothyriales; Herpotrichiellaceae
Product: DNA mismatch repair protein MSH4
Exons: 7
Coding region: 1-2517 (838 amino acids)
Biological process (GO): mismatch repair; reciprocal meiotic recombination
Cellular component (GO): nucleus
Molecular function (GO): mismatched DNA binding; ATP binding; ATP-dependent DNA damage sensor activity
Source: RefSeq, a predicted model, not a curated record
AUGGCUACGGCUUCCGAGCCACAGUCGAUCUCUACCAGUAGCAGAAACACUACUGCCGCAAGGCUAACAACAACUACUUCAAGGCCACAGACUGGCAGCAGGUCGCGCCCCAGGACUGCGGCAACCUCCACCAGCUACAGUGACAAUGAAAUCAUCUGUGCAAUCAGCGAAUCGCGCGGUGUAUCUCCUACCAUUGGCCUCUCCUUUGUCAACGUUUCCACUUCUGAAGCUGUCCUUUGCCAAUUUACCGACACUCAAACCUAUGCUCGUACAUGCCACAAAAUCAAAGUCUUUGCUCCCUCUGAAAUCAUCUACAUGAAGACUGCCAACGACUCGAACCUAAUUUCGAUUGUUGCCGAAAACCUCGAGGUGCAAAGGACUAAUAUUGCCAUGAACGGGAUCGAGCGUAAAUACUGGUCUGAAACCAACGGUCACGAUUAUGUCCAUUAUCUGGCCUUUCCCGACGAUCUGGAAUCGUUGAAGUUGUCUGUCGCAGGAAAUUACUUUGCAACAUGCUGUUUUUCGGCAGCUUUGAAAUACAUCAAUCUGACCAUGGAGUUGACAUUCGCUCCGCAAACACUGCGGAUUAGGUUCGAGCCUUCGGAAGGGUCGACAAUGAUAGAUCUCUCCACAAUGGCUUCCCUUGAACUGAUCCAGAAUCUCCAGAACGGCAAGUCUCGAGACUGUCUCUUCGGGUUGUUGAACCAGACUUUGACGCCAAUGGGCGCUCGUUUCCUUCGGAGCAACGUUCUCCAACCAUCAACAGAUGCAGAAAAGAUCAGAAAGAGACAGCAAGCUCUCAGCGAACUUACAUCCAAGGAAGACAUGUUCUUUACAGUCCGAUCCGCACUCAAAUCCUUUAUUGACGCCGAUCGUGUGCUCGCCGCGCUUGUCAUCAUUUCAACAAGGCAAGAUUUUCAUUUCAUGGAACAAUCGAUCAGCAAUGUUCUCAUGCUCAAGAUGCUUGUGGAUGGCGUCAAGCCAAUCUGGCAGGCUCUUGCUGGGGCAAGCAGCGAAGAGCUGCAGAUGAUACGUCAACUUUGCGAUCAAGAGAAUUACAUGGAAGUGGAGAGUUUGCUCGGACGUUGUCUCAAUGCUGACGUCCGGUAUUCAUCUAAACCACUCGAGCUACGAAACCAGAGGGUUUAUGGCAUUCAGGCCGGAGUCAAUAGUUUCCUGGACGUCGCGCGUCAGGCAUACAAGGAGCUCAACGCAGAUGUCAACGAUAUGUUCAAUAAGCUCAAAGAAGAGGGUGAAAUUGCCAUCGAACUCAAAUACGAUUCCAACAGACAAUACUACCUCCGUUUCCCAGCUAGCGAGAUUGAAGACAAAUCUAUCCCCGAAACAUUCAUCAAUACCUACAAAAAGAACAAAUAUAUCGAAUGCCAGACAUUAGAUCUCAUCAAGAUGAACCAGAAGCUCAAGGACGCCCACAAUGAAGUAAUCUGCCUAUCCGACGCCACCGUGCAAGAGCUCAUCGACCAAGUGCGCAGCACCAUUCACCCACUCUUCAAGAUCAGCGAGUCCGUCGCCAUGCUCGACAUGCUCGCGGGUUUCGCUCAACUCGUCACGACAUCCACCAACGAGUAUGUCCGGCCCGAGAUCCACUUAGACUCCUUGAUGAUCAAGUCCGGCCGACAUCCCAUCCGCGAAAAGGUGCAGCACCAGCACGACAGAUUUGUACCAAACGACGUAUACGCCACACCACAAAACCGCUUCCACGUCAUCACUGGAUGCAACAUGAGCGGGAAGUCGACCUACAUCCGCUCUGUUGCACUGAUGGCCAUAAUGGCACAGAUCGGCUGCUUUGUGCCGGCCGAGUAUGCCUCCUUCCCUAUUUCGCACGAAAUCUUUGCCCGCAUCGCCACAGACGACAACAUCGAAGCAAACGUUUCCACAUUUGCUUCUGAGAUGCGUGAAAUGGCAUUCAUAUUGCGCAACAUGUCUCCGCGGAGCCUGGUCAUCGUUGACGAGUUGGGGCGCGGCACCAGCACGGCAGAUGGAUUGGCGAUUGCGAUCGCCAUUGCCGAAGCACUGAUUGAGUCCAAGGCCUAUGUCUGGUUCGUGACACACUUUCGCGAUUUGCCGCGCAUACUGGCCAAUCGCGCUGGCGUCGCAAAUCUGCACUUAUCAGUGGACAUCAGCGAAGAUUACUCGAAGAUGACCAUGCGGUACAAGAUUGCAGACGGGUACGAGGAGGAAAAGUUCUACGGCUUGGCUCUUGCGAGGGCGAUCGGGCUGCCUGACGACGUAGUCGAGGUGGGUACGCGUGUCUCCAAGGCUUUGCAUGAGCGCAACGAAGCGAGGAAGAGAAAUCCUCGAGCCACGGCGGUGGCCAGAAAAAGGAAGUUGAUCCUGAAUGUCAGAGAGCAAUUGAGCCACGCGAGGGAGAGUGCAGCUACAAGCGAAGUCGGUGCGGAGGCCUUGAGAGAUUGGCUAAGGCGCUUGCAGCUGGAGUUUACAGUGAGGAUGAGGGCGAUUGACGCGGAUGCUGAGGCAGCGGUGGGUGCAGAUUGA